Botrytis cinerea B05.10 is the source of this 1122-nucleotide messenger RNA. RefSeq lists its product as hypothetical. NCBI's taxonomy places the organism in Eukaryota, Fungi, Ascomycota, Leotiomycetes, Helotiales, Sclerotiniaceae. The record is from RefSeq and is a predicted model, not a curated record. The transcript has a single exon. The coding region runs from base 254 to 658 and encodes 134 amino acids.
GAAGAAAGCCUCAUCCACAAAGCAACGUCAGGAAACGGGUUUGAACACCAGAAUAGAAGGAAGAACAGAAGAUAAAAUAUAUAAACCCAUUACAUACCUUCAGAGAUACAUCAUUCUCAUCAUCGCAUCAACAUCAACUUUCAAGUACAUACUUCUCAAAACAUACUCACAGCACACGGCUCCUCGUUGUCUUCACACUUUCAUUAAAACCAUUUUUUUUUUAAAAAAAAACAAAACACCUUCCUCAGUCAAAAUGAAGUUCACAAUCACUGCUAUCACCGCCGUCAUCAUGGCAUUCGCUCCCCUCAUCUCCGCUGCUCCUGCUCCAGUAUCGGCAAACGAGCCCGAGCUCGUCCGUCGCUCAAACUCAGGCGACUUGACCUACUAUGCUGUAGGUCUUGGUGCCUGUGGCGUGACCAAUUCCGACUCCGAAUUGGUCGUUGCCAUGUCAGCAGGACUUAUGGGAACCCAGUCCAACGGCAACCCCAACUGCGGAAAAAAGAUCAAGAUCAGCCAUGGCGGAAAGUCCGUCACUGUUAAGGUUGUUGAUAAGUGCAUGGGCUGCGCUACAUACGACUUGGAUUUGAGCCCUGCCGCAUUCAAGGCUCUUGCUCCAGAGUCUGCUGGACGCAUCAAGGGAACCUGGUCUUUCGUUUAGAUUGACAGACAUUCGGAAAUCGGCAGGGCUGCAUCAAAAUAUUGAUAUGCCGUGGAGUUUAUCCCUGCUGGACCAUGGCUAGUAGUGGGUCGGUGGUGUUUGUACGUGGGGGCGGAUGAGAAGUUGUGAUUCCGGUGGAGAUUUUUGCAGCAUCUCAUAUGGUAGAUCGUUUUAUUUUCGUUGGAUUCUUGAGAGAGGUUUUGCAUUCUGGGGUUCGGAUAUCGUGAGGAGAAAUGGUUAUCUGGUGUUGUAUCUAUAAAAAUACUGGUGGAAAGAGAAUAUUUCGUAGAGGUAAAUUGAAUUUGUCCUGCGGCAUGAAAUCAAGGGUUUGAUUCCAUUCAUUUCGUGAUGGUGACCUUGAACUUUUCCAUUGUGGCGUGAAUGUCUAGGCUCCAGCGAUGCAUAAGAAAUCCGAACAGGUAACUUCAACUGCACAGCAAUGUCUUUGACCCAGGAACUUAUCA